This is a messenger RNA of Nycticebus coucang (slow loris), 2586 nucleotides long. RefSeq names its product TATA-box binding protein associated factor, RNA polymerase I subunit A (gene TAF1A). The transcript is spliced from 11 exons. Gene Ontology annotation, biological process: transcription by RNA polymerase I. The coding region runs from base 166 to 1425 and encodes 419 amino acids. NCBI's taxonomy places the organism in Eukaryota, Metazoa, Chordata, Mammalia, Primates, Lorisidae. Gene Ontology annotation, cellular component: RNA polymerase I transcription regulator complex. The record is from RefSeq and is a predicted model, not a curated record.
CUUCCGGUGGGUGUUCGGUCGCGUGUUCCCGAGUCUGGAGAGUUGAGUUUAGCUUUAGUGAGGAAAUCUGGCUUCAAGCAGAUAAAAAGAUGGCUAUUUUCUUUGCAACUCAAAAGCCUGUGGGUUAAGAUAUACAGAAAGUAACUGAUAUUCUCUGUAGUAGGUAUGAGUAAUUUCAGUGAAGAAUUGGCAAGGCCUGUGACAAAGGAUGGCCAGGUGAAAACGUCUGUGCUGUCUGGUACAGGAAUGCAUUUUCCCUGGCUUCAAAGUUAUGUAGAAACUGUAGUGAUUGGAGGAAAAAAAAAGAAGGAUUUUUCCCAGACAACAAGUUCUUGUUUAAGUUUUAUCCAAGAAGCUCUGUUGAAGCACCAGUGGCAGCGGGCUGCGGAGUACAUGUACAGUUAUUUCCAGACCUUGGAGACUACAGAUGGCCACAACAGACAGACUAUACCUGAGAUUAUUUGGAAACUUGGAAGUGAAAUUUUAUUUUAUCAUCCUAAAAGCAAUGUGGAGACUUUCACUACUUUUGCUGACCGGAUGAAAAAUAUUGGUGUCAUGAAUUAUUUAAAGAUUUCCUUACAACAUGCAUUAUACCUUCUGCAUCAUGGAAUGCUUGAGGAUGCUGACAAAAAUCUUAGUGAAGCAGAAACAUGGAGAUACGGUGAAAAGUCAUCUUCCCAGGAGAUAUUAAUAAACCUUGUUCAGGCUUAUAAAGGACUUUUGCAGUAUUAUACUUGGUCUAGAAAGAAAAAGGAAUUGUCAAAGCUUGAUAAGGAUGAUUAUGUGUAUGGCACUACAACCCGGAGUAUGAUCAGCCGCAGCUGGAAGACAUCUAUAAAUCUUAGUGCACUGAUUAAAAUUCCUGGAGUUUGGGACCCUUUCGUGAGGAGUUAUGUAGAGAUGCUGGAAUUCUAUGGGGAUCAAGAUGCAGCUCAAGAGGUACUCACCAAUUACGCAUAUGAUGAAAAGUUCCCAUCAAAUCCAAAUGCUCAUAUCUACUUAUACAACUUUCUAAAGCGAAAAAAGGCACCAAGAGCAAAACUGCUAAGUGUGCUUAAGAUUUUGUAUCAGAUUGUACCAUCCCAUAAAUUGAUGUUGGAAUUUCAUACAUUACUUAGAAAAUCAGAAAAAGAAGAACACCAUAAACUGGGAUUGGAAGUGUUAUUUGGAGUUUUAGAUUAUGCUGGAUGCACUAAGAAAAUAACUGCUUGGAAAUAUUUGGCAAAAUACCUGAAACAGACCUUAAUGGGAAAUCACCUUGUGUGGGUUCAAGAACAGUGGAACUCCAGGAAAAACUGGUGGCCAAGCUUUCACUUCAGCUACUUUUGGGCAAAAAGUGAUUGGAAGGAAGAUACAGCUUUGGCAUGUGAGAAAGCUUUUGUAGCUGGAAUACUGUUGGGAAAAGGCUACUUGGUUGUCCUGUGACGUCAGUUCUCUGGUAGAAGAGAAAAGGUAAUAUUUGUAGUUUAAUCAACGUUUUCUGUAUGUUACGGUAGUAGCAAAGUUCUUUCCAACUUUCUGUAUAUGUAGAGGGAAUAAUCUGUGUACAAAGUAUUUUGUUCUUACUAAUAUGGCAUGAUAUAUUUAGAAAUUCAAAUUAUUUUAGCAACACCACAGAUACCACUGCUUUCAAACUAAUAAAAUAAUAGCAAGUGAGCUGGGCAUGGUGGUACAUGCCUGUAGUCUCAGGUCCUCAUAGGCUGAGGCAGGUGGAUCCGUGAGUCCAGGAGUUUAAGGCCAGCCUGGGAAACUAGUGAGACCCUGCCUCAAAAAAAAAAAAAAAUGCUCCCAAACAAAAGUAUUAGUAAUUGUGACAUAUUACAAUAGAACCUCUGUAAGUUGACCAUGCAAAGGACAAUAACACACUGGUCAGCAUACGGAGGUGGUCAACUAAGGAACUUCACUGAGUACAUGUGGUGAAUGUCCAGUCUAUGAAAAUAAGACUAACUUAAGGAGGUGGUCAGUGUAGGGAGGUGGUCAACUGUGGAGGUUCUACUGUAUUUUCAGGGGCGAUACAAUUUUAUUAUAAGCAUAGUGUAUAUCCCAGCAAUUUCCCAGAGAAGAUUGAUAUAUAAGCUGAGACUAGAUUAAAUUAAUUUUCCACGUGAUUUAUGGUUUUGUUCAUUUAACAAACAUAAGAAAAACUCUUACAAUAUCCAGUUUACGUUUUUCUUACAGAAAUUUGAUUCAUUUCUUUGAAAUAUUUGAUAAAUUUUUUUUGUGUGUUGUGAUACUAGGAGGAGCAGGUAGAACUUCUCGUGAGCGUAAGGCACUUUGUUAGAGCUGUGCGGUCUCCAUCCACUGCUUGCUAGGUGGCUAGAAUGAGUAGAUGAUGUUUGAUCUCUUCUAUGAUUUGUUUAUUCUAAUUCUCAUUCUACAGAGAACUUUCUCAUUUUAUAAAUGUAACUUUGGCUAAUUUAUAAGCUAACACUGACAGGGAAACUAUAAUAAUCUACUUUUGGAGAAGGCUCAUUUAAUACAUAAGUAUGCAUGAUAUAUAAUAUGUUACCAUGAAUAGGAUUUGGGUGGGAGGGUAGAAAACCAGCUAAAGUCUAUAUGCCUUAAUUAUGAUGCAUAAUUUUAUAU